This is a messenger RNA of Mycosarcoma maydis (corn smut), 684 nucleotides long. RefSeq names its product protein retrieval receptor. The record is from RefSeq and is a predicted model, not a curated record. Gene Ontology annotation, cellular component: Golgi membrane. Gene Ontology annotation, biological process: retrograde vesicle-mediated transport, Golgi to endoplasmic reticulum; protein retention in ER lumen. The coding region runs from base 1 to 684 and encodes 227 amino acids. NCBI's taxonomy places the organism in Eukaryota, Fungi, Basidiomycota, Ustilaginomycetes, Ustilaginales. The transcript has 2 exons.
AUGAUGCGAGCCGACAAUCCAGAUGAUGCGCUCGGAAGCUCAGCGCCACCACAGAUCGAGCAGUUCCUCGCACACACCAACCGGCUCCAACAACGAUACCAGUCUUUGCUUGAUAGCACCACCCCGUACCCAUUGCAUCGAUGGGGAGCCUCUGCCGCGCUGCUGUUCAUCUUUAUGCUUCGCAUCGUCCUGUCGCAAGGAUGGUACAUUGUCUGCUAUGCGCUCUUCAUCUACCUGCUCAACCUCUUCCUCGCCUUCUUGACACCCAAGUUCGAUCCUAGCUACGAAGCCGAUCUGGCCGAACAAGAUGUCGAGGAGGGCGAGCCGGGCCUGCCCACUUCGGCAUCUAGACCGAAUACCAAUACAGCCGCACCAGCCGCAGGAGGCCUCAUGAGCGGCGUCUUUGGAAGCUCGCUCAACGCUCAAUCCGGCGACGACGAGUUCCGUCCUUUCAUCCGUCGUCUGCCCGAGUUCAAGUUCUGGUUGUCCGCCACUCAAGCCAUCCUGAUUUCCCUGUUCUGCACAACCAGCAGCGCCUUCGACAUCCCCGUCUUCUGGCCCAUCCUCUUGAUGUACUUCUGCAUCUUGUUCACCAUCACCAUGCGCAGACAGAUCAAACACAUGAUCCGUCACAAGUACGUUCCCUUUGAUCUCGGACGCAAGACUGUCUACGGACGCAAAUAG